Molecule: messenger RNA, 5126 nt
Organism: Phyllostomus hastatus (greater spear-nosed bat)
Lineage: Eukaryota; Metazoa; Chordata; Mammalia; Chiroptera; Phyllostomidae
Gene: IL1RAP
Product: interleukin 1 receptor accessory protein
Exons: 14
Coding region: 588-2321 (577 amino acids)
Biological process (GO): signal transduction
Molecular function (GO): interleukin-1 receptor binding; interleukin-1 receptor activity
Source: RefSeq, a predicted model, not a curated record
CCGCCGCGGCCAAUCGCGCCACGACGGGGGAGGAGCCCCAAAGGGGGAAAAAAGAAAGUGCAGCGGAAAGUAAGAGGCUCAUUGGGCAACGACUGUCCGGAUCACGGUCCCUAGGGCUCCGCUUUGACCAGACGCAGGGAAAGAAGCAGCGCUGGGCUAGUCGGCAUCCAUUCUCGCUGCUUUCGCUGCGCCCACUCUGUCUCUCAAGAAAGGAGGUACUUUCCUGACCUGUGUGCCAAUGAGGAAACUGAAUCCCGGAACAGUUACGAUGCCUGCACAGCUAUAGAGGAUUUAAGUCCUCGUCUGUGUGACUCAGAAGCCACACUGAAACCUUGCACUUCGCUUCACGGUACCAAGAGUCCUCAAGUAGUUACUCCACACAUUCUGCCCAGGCUUACAGCUGCUUUCAUUGAGAAAGACAGUGAGAAGAGAAGAGUGGCCACCACGGGGCAUGAGGUUUACGUAUUUCCCUUUACUAUAAAUUCACUGUAAGUGGACUGCUGACCACAUCUGAAUUCAGGAUUUCUAGAUUUUCUAUUCUUCACGAAGAAAGAAAAGUGCCUGGAUUACAAAACAUUUCCAAGGAAAUGCAAAGAAGGGUGGACAAGAUGGGACUUCUGUGGUGUGUAAUGAGUCUCUACUUCUACGGGAUCCUGCAGAGUGAUGCCUCGGAACGCUGCGAUGACUGGGGGCUAGACACAAUGAGGCAGAUCCAAGUGUUUGAAAAUGAGCCUGCCCGCAUCAAGUGCCCACUCUUUGAACACUUCUUGAAAUUCAACUACAGCACAGCCCAUUCAGCUGGCCUUACUCUGAUCUGGUAUUGGACCAGGCAGGACCGGGAUCUUGAGGAACCAAUUAACUUCCGCCUCCCUGAAAACCGCAUUAGUAAGGAGAAAGACGUGCUCUGGUUCAGGCCCACCCUCCUUAAUGACACAGGCAACUAUACCUGCAUGUUAAGGAACACCACAUAUUGCUGCAAAGUUGCAUUUCCUCUGGAAGUUGUCCAAAAAGAUAGCUGCUUCAAUUCUCCAAUGAAAGUCCCCGUGCACAAACUGUACAUAGAAUAUAGUGUUCAGAAGAUCACUUGUCCAAAUAUAGAUGGAUUUUUCCCUCCCAGUGUCACACCAACCGUCACUUGGUACAUGGGCUGUCAGAAAAUACAAAACUUUCAUAAUGUGGUACCUAAAAACAUGACCUUGAGUUUUUUCAUAGCCUUGGUUUCAAAUAAUGGAGAUUACACGUGUGUCGUUACAUAUCUGGAAAAUGGGCGCGAGUUCCACCUCACCAGGACUCUGACUGUAAAGGUGGUAGGCUCACCAAUAUAUGCAUUGCCCCCCCAGAUCCAUUCACCCAACGAUCAUGUGGUCUACGAGAAAGAACCAGGAGAGGAGUUACUCAUUCCCUGUAAAGUCUUUUUUACCUUCCUGAAGGACUCUCACAAUGAUGUUUGGUGGACCAUUGAUGGAAAAAAGCCAGAGGACACCACUAUUGAACUAACUGUUAAUGAAAGUGUAAGUUUCAGCAAAAUAGAAGAUGAAACAAAAACUCAAGUUCUGAUCAUCAAGAAAGUUACUGCUGAAGAUCUCAAACGCAACUAUGUCUGUCAUGCUAGAAAUGCUAAAGGGGAGGUUUACCAGCCAGCCAAGGUGAAACAGAAAGUGGUAGCUCCAAGAUACACAGUGGAGUUGGCCUGUGGUUUUGGAGUCACAGUCCUGCUGGUGGUGGUUCUCAUUGUCGUUUACCAUGUUUACUGGCUGGAGAUGGUCCUGUUUUACCGAGCACACUUUGGAACAGAUGAAACCAUUUUAGAUGGGAAGGAAUAUGAUAUUUAUGUAUCCUAUGCAAGGAAUGCCGAAGAAGAAGAAUUUGUAUUACUGACCCUCCGUGGAGUUUUGGAGAAUGAAUUUGGAUACAAGCUGUGUAUCUUUGACCGAGACAGCCUGCCUGGGGGAAUUGUCACAGAUGAGACCUUGAGCUUCAUUCAGAAAAGCAGACGUCUCCUGGUUGUCCUAAGCCCCAACUACGUGCACCAGGGAACCCAAGCCCUCCUGGAGCUCAAGGCUGGCCUAGAAAACAUGGCCUAUCGGGGAAACAUCAACGUCAUUUUAGUGCAGUACAAAGCUGUGAAGGAAACGAAGGUGAAAGAGCUGAAGAGGGCUAAGGCGGUGCUCACGGUCAUUAAAUGGAAAGGGGAGAAAUCCAAGUAUCCACAGGGCAGGUUCUGGAAGCAGCUGCAGGUAGCCAUGCCUGUGAAGAAAAGUUCCAGGUGGUCUAGAAGUGGCGAGCAGGGUCUCUCCUAUUCAUCCCUGAAAAACGUUUGAAAGGGACAAUGAAAGUGUAACAUAUGCAAGGGUACUUGGGAAGAAAGAGUUCCUCCUUUAUGCCCAAUUUAUUGUUUCACAGACAGAAAACAAUUCUGUGGAAGCCUUCCCAUAGGGAUAAAUUCAGGGUGACUGUGUGACUAGCUGUUCUGUUUCCUCAGGCAAUACUGAGUUUCAGAAUGAUUGUGUCACCAGUCUGUCACCAGUCUCUGAUGUCACUAUGUUUUUUGCAGGCAAAGACUUGGUUGAUGCACAUUUUUUCUUCUACAUCUUCUAUCCCUCUUAUUACUUGUCUCUAUUCCCUCUCUCCCUCUCUCCCUCUCUCUCUCUCUCUCUCUCUCUCUCUCUCUCUCUCUCUCUCUCUCUUUCUCUCUCUCCUGCCCCUCUCUCAUUUUAAUAUUAUGGGGCAGCCUUUGGCCCUGAACUGAAAGAUAAGCAGGGUCUAAAUUUACUUUACCUGAGGAUAAUGAGCUCUUUUGCUCACUCUGCUGUCCCACACACCAUCACAGCUGGACUGACACCCAUGUAGAUGAUACAGAGCAGUAUUACUGAAACUGUUCCUGUAACUGACUAUAGGACUUGCCUGCAUUUUCUCCUAUACCCUUGUGCCUUUUAUCUCAGGUAGUUGAUGUCAUAUUUGUCAACUUGAAAAACAUAAUGUUUUUAUUAUAGUAAACUUCUGAGUAUCUCUAGGUUGACCCAUACUUAUUAUUCUAUCUUCCUUCUCCACUGUAACUUACUUGUAUCAGCCACUCAGAGUUUAUAGGUGGCUCUACACCUGGCUCAUACUGGAGGGAAACUUCUCUAAUGGUGUUAAUAGAGUGAAAUAGUGCUUUUAGGGCAUUUUCUGGCUUAUGAGAAAAGAGCAGAACAGGGUAUUUGGCCAUUUUUCUUUUAAUCUCAGCAUUACUAAUGUGAAUAUUAGAAAAGUGAUUUCUCCUCAUUUGUUUCUGUCUCCCCAUUGUAAAGGGUUGAAGUCAGACUCAGUGACCUUAAGAGGGGCUUUUAGCAUUAAUAUUCUAAGAGAAUUAACUGGACCUCUAGUAUUUUACCUAUUUUAUUCACUGCUACAGUUAACACACUCAAUCCAAACAGGUCAGCUGAAAAAUCGUCCAUGUAACUUGUUUUAGUUUGUUUUUAGUAAAAUUUAACUGUUUUUAGGGCUUGGAAAGGUAAAAAUUAAGUCCACAGUUUACAGAGUGAUAAGUAUCUGUCAUAUAUAUGUGUGUGUAGGUAUGUAUAUAAAAAUUACAUAUGUGUUUACCUAUAUUACACAUAAAUAUACAUGAAUUAUAUAUGUAUAUACACACAUAUAUAUGCACUUAAUUAUAUUCAUGUGUGUGUAUCUCCACACACACACAUAUGUGUGUAUAUAUACAUAUAUAUAUGCACAUAUGACUUUAACUAGUCAUUAGCACAGUAUUAUAAGCUACUGGAACUCUCGUCCAGUCUUUGCAUUAUGUUUUUACUGUAAUGCUUUUGUGUCAGUGUUUUCUAUAUAUUAAUAGUAUUUGUGAAUUCACCGAUCACAGAGAAGUAGCUGUUGUUAGUUCACGCCUUCCCUAAAUUAGUAUAAACAACUUACUACUGCUACAGCUCAUCUAUGGUCUGUUGUGCAUAGAGUUUCUGUGGUCACUGCUAAGCAGUAGCCAUCAUUUAGUGUUAGUUGAUCAUUUACUAUGUUCUGGACACAUACACUUAAAAACUAAACUAUGUGAAUCUGAGUGCUCCCAGUAUUGGAGAAAUCUCUAUUUAGACUGUUGAGUUAUAAAUGAGCCUGAGUAUCCUAUGAAACACCAUAACCUAUAAUUUAAGGAAACCCUUAUCCUGUAGUAUAUUGUUGAGCAAUUCUAAAACUAUCACUUACAUUUAAAGGUCCUUCAGCAGUAUUAAAGUAAAUAGUACAUAAUUUCUUUAUAGAGGAUCAUUGAUCAUUUUAAAUUGAAUAUAAGCAUGAAUUCUUGACUAUAAAACUGAUCUAAAAGUCAUUCUUGGCUCUAAUAUUUUUAGCCUCAUUAAUACUUUUUCUUGUAACAAACCACAAUCAUCCCUCCUAACUAUCCUUCACUCACAAGAACAGAGGAAACCUGACUCCAGAUAAUCUUUGUGUAUCAAAUUCUUGCAUUAGCUUUAGAUAAAUUGGGGGGGGGGCAGUCCCAUCACCAAGGGUCCAUUCUUUUUGCACUUUUGGAUUCCAUAUUUAUCCCAAACACUGUUGGGUGUCCCUAGAAACAUCUUGACAUCUUUUUUUCCUAUUUAUAUUCUUGUCUUUGGUACUGAACUUUUCCAAAUGCUAAAAUCUAAAGCAUCUCAAGUGUACAUGAUAUGUCUCAUUUUAAGAGAAAAUUUUCAAGAUAUUUUAUUUGUUUUAUGUCUUAGAAGAUGCCUAAUACAGAGUAUUUGAGGGAGAUGGAAAACCAUAAUUUAGAGAAUGGAAAGGAAUUGCUCUCUCAUGUUAAAAAAGAAAUCUCUAAAGUUAAAAAAAAACUUAAUGUUUGAGAUAUGUGAUAUAAAGACCUUCUUCAACCAAGUUAACAGAGAACUAUGAUAUAUAGAGUAUCUAAUUACACAAUUAUUGUAUAUACAAAAUUUAUCUAAUUUUCUUCUGUAUUGUAACAGAUGAUUCCCUAGGAUUCAAAUAAAAAUCAUCCCUUUGUAUUGGAGAACAAAAGCAUCACUCCGCUGUUAAUCAUCCAUUUUCUUUCCAUAGCUUUUAAUAUUUUAAGGUUAUCUUUUUUAUUUUCUUCAUAAACUUUUGUAUUUUCCAUUUGAUUUGUAAAUUUAUUUUUAAAAUAAACCAUUUAU